Molecule: messenger RNA, 1173 nt
Organism: Asterias rubens (European starfish)
Lineage: Eukaryota; Metazoa; Echinodermata; Asteroidea; Forcipulatida; Asteriidae
Product: transmembrane protein 116-like
Exons: 10
Coding region: 1-1173 (390 amino acids)
Biological process (GO): adenylate cyclase-activating G protein-coupled receptor signaling pathway
Cellular component (GO): plasma membrane
Molecular function (GO): G protein-coupled receptor activity
Source: RefSeq, a predicted model, not a curated record
AUGGGGAACUUUACCUCAGCGAACCCGCAGUAUUCAGUGCUUCCAGUGGAUCAGCAAGAACACAUUCGCAUCGCUGAACUAACAGCGUCAAGCCUCAGUGUUGUUGGCUCUGGGUCUAUAAUUGCUGCUGUCAUAUUUAAAAGGAAAAUUCUAAACCCCGAGGUGUACCCGUUGUUUCAUCUCUCCUUGGCCGACCUCCUUGCCUCUAUAUCUGUCAUCUUAAGUCUCAUCUUCUUUGGAAAGGAUCCAGACUCAGACCGGACGGACCAAUCCCCGGCUUGCGCAUGGACCGCAAGUCUGGCAUGGGGGUUUUACCUGAGUACUUUCCUGCUAACGUUAAUUUACUCCUUUGAGGCAUACAGAAGAACAAAAGAACAGCUGGCGCAGCUGGUGUCACCACACUACAGCAAAGAGCCUACAUACAGCUGUACGCCUUGGUACCUACCCGUAGCGUAUACAAUAGCCUGGACAAUGCCUAUGUUAUCAGUCGGCAUAUACCAUGCUACACAGCAGAUGCCAGUCCAGGUUUUAAAACCCUUAUGUACGAGAUAUAACUAUGAAUGUCUUGUGAUUUUCCAUCGUAAAAAUGACCCCUGUCUAGACAGGAGUGAUGUAGGUGUAGGAGGCCGACUGGCAAUGAAGUCGUUUUUCAUUACGACGUUCUUCCUCUGCAGCAUCGGUAUAGUAGUGUUUUAUUUCCUGACGCACAAGGCAGUUACAAAGAGCCAACAAUCCUUUGGUGUUGUCAGCCACAAGCAGUAUGAAGCAGCCAAAAGAAUUCGCAACCGUGGAAUCCUAUACUGUGUGGUCUUCGUUAUAUGCUGGUUACCAGCCUCAAUUGUCGGCAUCAUCACCUACACAGAAGUCGCCAAGACAGAGAACCUGAUCGUUCUCUUCAUGUUGCAAGGCUGCAUAGCCAACCUCCAGGGGUUCCUCAACUGCCUCAUCUACGGCUGGAUACGAGGUGGAUUCAAGAGCGCCCUCAACAUGUACAACGUGAGAGGCAGCCGACAGUCGUUCAGUUACAGGAAGAAGAAGACGCACAGACCGUCUUUCAUGGGCUACCAGACCUUCGGCGUGUUCUCGUCAGAGGAAUAUGACACUCUGAGUGAUCCGGAAAUAAAUAAGUCACGGAGGCCGUCGACCCCUGGAGUGGCUAUUGAUGUUAUGUAG